AGCUGAGAGGUUCAAAGCCAAAGUGAAAGAAAAAGCCCAACCACAAGCGAGCUAACAACCAUCACUCUUUAGCCUUUUCUCCAUUGUUGAGGCAAAGAAAGAAGCUAGUAGUUCUCAGUAUCAUUGCCAUCGCACAUUUGCACUGCGUCACUCAACUCCAGUGACAUGGAGAUGCGUCUCCACCUCCAUGUGCUGGCGAUCCUCAUGAUCAUCUCGGCGCGGCCUCCCUCCGUCGCUGGCGGGCUCUGCCGCGACAGCUGCGGCGACGUCCCGGUGCGCUACCCGCUGGGCAUCGACGACGGCUGCGGCAGCCCGUACUACCGCAGCAUGCUGACCUGCGCCGACAACACCACGCUCCGCCUCCGCACCCCAUCCGGCACGUACCCGGUGUCCGGCGCCGACUACGCGGACCCGCACCUGGUGGUGACGGACCCGUCCAUGUGGACCUGCGCGCGGCCCUUCACCGCCGUCCACGCCGCGCCCUUCAGCCUGGACACCAGCACCCGCUUCUCGCUGUCCCCGAGGAACGACCACCUCUUCUUCAACUGCGACGAGGAGCGGGUCAUCGUGGCGCCGCGGCCGGCCAUCUGCGACCGGUACCCGGACCGGUGCGACUCGGCGUGCGACAGCGCCGGGUACCUGUGCCGGAACCUGCCGGGCUGCCGCGGCGCGCUGGAGGAAGGCAACAUGAGCUGCUGCGCGUACCGGCCCCGCGCGGCGGAGUCGCUGAGGGCCAUGCUGCGGCACUGCGAGGCCUACACCACCGUGUACUGGCGCGCGGUGGGCGACAAGUUCCCGCCCUACGACCAGGUGCCGGACUACGGCGUCCGGGUGGACUUCGAGAUCCCCGUCACCACGCGGUGCCUGCAGUGCCAGGACCGGCGCCGCGGCGCCAACGGCACCUGCGGCUUCGACCCCGCCACCAGGGACUUCGUCUGCAUCUGCGACGGCGGCCGGAACUCCACCACGGACUGUGCAGAUGGCCGCGUCACAGGGCAUGGAGCAUCAGCCGGAGUUGUAGCUGCAACCGUCGUGUUCUCAAUUUCGGCAGCGAUCGGCAUCGGGGGGCUCGUGAUGUACAUACGCAAGAUGAGAUCGAGCAAAGUGGUCACCUGCGGCGUCCAGAGUAACGAAAACAGAUUCUUCUGAGCCGACCU
Messenger RNA from Triticum urartu, 1157 nucleotides. NCBI's taxonomy places the organism in Eukaryota, Viridiplantae, Streptophyta, Magnoliopsida, Poales, Poaceae. The record is from RefSeq and is a predicted model, not a curated record.